Molecule: messenger RNA, 1098 nt
Organism: Magallana angulata
Lineage: Eukaryota; Metazoa; Mollusca; Bivalvia; Ostreida; Ostreidae
Exons: 8
Coding region: 19-1098 (359 amino acids)
Biological process (GO): homophilic cell-cell adhesion
Cellular component (GO): membrane
Molecular function (GO): calcium ion binding
Source: RefSeq, a predicted model, not a curated record
UCAGAAUAUCUGCAAGAGAUGUACAAACUCACUGUUCUCUUCUUGUUUCUUCAAUGUUUUAAUUCUUAUGAGACUCAGAAUACAAUCUUUCAUGAUUCCUGUAACGGCAAUGUUCUUGGAGCUGAUAAUCCAGAUAAGUUCGACCAAAAAGUGGAUAAUGAUCAAGGGGAAGGCGUUCUGAUAGACGGAUUGGUCUUUGGUUGUUGUGCCUUUCUCAGUCAAUGGGAAUUCUAUGCAAAGAAAGAGACAGGUCAAGCCCGUUUACAGGUGUGGCGACCCUCGGGAUCAACCUGGUCACUGCUGGGAGAAAAUGUCUACGACGUUCAAGAAACGGACAAAAAAGUAACAUAUUCUGUCCCAGAUUCAGAGAGAAUAUUAGUCCAAAAUGGAGACGCCAUUGGUUUCUAUUGUCCGGGAAAGUCUGUUGUCGGGUAUGAUGAAAAGAAUGUACAAGGUGAAAGACAUCGGCAAUCGACAGCAACGGAGCUGGGCAAUUUUUCGAUUGGUUCCAGCUUUGGUUGGGAGUCCAUCACCACUGCUACAGACCGCCAUUUCAGUAUACGAGCAGAUCUAACAGAAAAUACACCAACAAUAUCAUCUGCGACCGUCACUUUCCCGGACACAACACCGAUUGGGACUGUACUAGGAACCGUCACAGCUUCAGAUGUUGACGUAGGAGAUGUCAUCACGGUUACCAUGACGUCACCGAGUACCGUGUUUGCUUUCGACUCCUCUUCUUUACAAAUAAAGAACAUCGCUCUAAUGUCGGCAGGAUCGACAAACCUAACCCUGCAAGUUUCUGACAUCUGUGGACAAACGCAGACUGGGUCAUUGACAGUGGUGGUCACCAAUACUCCGCCUAGGAUUAUAAACCUGCCUUAUAAUGUGGAUGUAUCUGAGGAUCAGACGGACGAGCUUCUCCUCCACGUCAUCAACGUUACAGAUGACUCCCCGUCAGACACGGUCACGUGUGACGUAGCGUCUGUUACUCCUGUCACCGAUAUCUUCUUCACAAAAAUAGCACAAGGAACAUGCAAGUACAUUAUUCCAACGAUAAGGUUCAAUAGAUUUCCAAAUUUCAAAUAUAUAGAAACAUAA